UGUGAGCCGCCUGCGGAGAACGCAGAUGUGGGCCGACGCAAACGCCAAUACUGCCAGAUCUCUUUAUCCUCUGGGCUGGGAAUUGAUGCCAACAUCCUACCCUCUCCCUCUUUUCCCCCCUCUCUGCCCGCUGCCAGCAUUCAGCAAUCCCAUAAACAGCGUACACGCAUUCAUCCCGUCCACAUUGUACAAAUUAUCACUGUUCACACUACUGCCAUCACAUUCCAAUGGCACGUCACGUCACUCCCACUACAAACAACAGUCUGUCUCUCACAUGCAACGGUUCCGGUCGGAAGUCAACCACGGCACACCGGACGGAAGAGGCGGCACGCAGACGGGAGACAGCGGCCGUCUGACACGGGCUCGCGGCCGAACGGCAGAGAACAUGUGGGGUGACUCGGUAUCUGGAGUCUUGGCAUUGUUGGCGCAGUGCGGGGGGCGGGGAUGCCUUCGGUGCAUAAUCGUCCGCGGCGAGCAUCGCGAUACGAUGUUGAAGUGAGAACAACUUGCCAUGGCAUGGUGCCUUCACAUUACGCGUUGGACUCUUGCGACAGUCAGCAUUAUGCUGCCGCCUUUCCGUUUCCGCAUUUCCCCUCUUUCCCUCUCAUUCACAUUCCUAACCCCCAGCCUGCAAGAACUCCUCAUACCCAUCCGACAACUGCAUUGCGCAGUCACUUGACCCAACGAAAACAAGCGGCCGUAUCUAGAACAACAAAACCGAUCAGGAGAACGCAAUAGCUAUAGGUAGGUCAAGUCAGGCCAGCGGUCGGCGGCAAGGGUACGAAUACGGCGUUUAAACCGCUCCCUAUCAGGCGCAGCCCCCACGGCAGUUUCAGA
This is a messenger RNA of Aplosporella prunicola CBS 121167, 837 nucleotides long. RefSeq lists its product as uncharacterized. NCBI's taxonomy places the organism in Eukaryota, Fungi, Ascomycota, Dothideomycetes, Botryosphaeriales, Aplosporellaceae. The coding region runs from base 26 to 499 and encodes 157 amino acids. The record is from RefSeq and is a predicted model, not a curated record. The transcript has a single exon.